Suillus plorans is the source of this 809-nucleotide messenger RNA. RefSeq names its product zinc knuckle-domain-containing protein. The transcript has 2 exons. Bases 146 to 409 code for a protein of 87 amino acids. Gene Ontology annotation, molecular function: nucleic acid binding; zinc ion binding. Lineage: Eukaryota; Fungi; Basidiomycota; Agaricomycetes; Boletales; Suillaceae. The record is from RefSeq and is a predicted model, not a curated record.
AGACACUUCAUUUUCCUCUCAACGUCAACACUCGAUCUCACCUAGAUUAGCCCCAUCACACCCACGCGUGGCUUUAUUUCAGCACACGUAGAAAUCAGACCAAAGCGAAAUCUAAGCACCUAUAUCCUGAAUUUCCCUUAUCACAAUGUCGAAAUUUGCGCCUCACCGUCGGUCAAACAACAACCCAAGAGCGAACUCUGCAACCGUUUGUCAGAAGUGCCUCGGUACAGGACAUUUCAUAUUCGAAUGCAAGUCCACGCGUCCAUACGUAUCCCGUCCAUCGCGGACAGAAUUACUUGAAAAUCCAAAGUUACUUGCGAAGCUGAAGGCAGAGGGAAAGCCUUCAGUCGAAGUGCCGGAGGAAUUUAAAACAAAGUACGGUGACCGACGACCUGACCUAUGCGAUUGAAUUUGGCUGACGUCCUGUUCCGUCACUUAGGAGUGGAACGGCAAACCGAAUUUUAGAGUCAAAGGAGCAGGAACGACUGGCACUGGAGGAAUCCAAAGGAAAAUCCAAGGAGGAAGACGGCAGAGCUCGCAAGAAAGCCAGAAGGUUGUUUAUAAUUCACUUAUUGUGCCUGCGUGGGCUGAUCAUCAUCUUAAACAGGUCUUCGAGGUCCUCCUCAGACACUUCGGACUCGGAAUCAGAUUCAGAUUCAGGGUCUAGCUCUGAAUCAUCUACCAGCUCUACGUCAAGUUCAGAUGCCUCACGUUCGAUUUCCAGAGAUCGCAGCAGGAAGCGACCAAAGCGGCGAGAUUCAUCUUCAAUUCGUUCAGCAUCUUCAUCUCGCAGUAGAUCCAGAGACUGA